Molecule: messenger RNA, 2502 nt
Organism: Coregonus clupeaformis (lake whitefish)
Lineage: Eukaryota; Metazoa; Chordata; Actinopteri; Salmoniformes; Salmonidae
Gene: il22ra2
Product: interleukin 22 receptor, alpha 2
Exons: 6
Coding region: 1004-1699 (231 amino acids)
Molecular function (GO): protein binding
Source: RefSeq, a predicted model, not a curated record
UCAGUAAAAUCUUUGAAAUUGUUGCAUGUUGCGUUUAUUUUUUUGUUUAGUAUAGAACAAAAUGGUAUAGAAUAUACUUUUAUUUAUAUAAAGUGAAUCAUAGAAUAUCUUAUGUAGAAUAACUUUUAUUUUUUACGAUAAUGCACUUUCUAAAUGCAAUAGGUAGUACGUUUUGAUCAACUGCAAAGCCUACUUUGACUCUGAAGGUCAUUGGGGUUCAUUAAUUUAUGCCUUGUCACAGGUAUGGACAAAUUACCAUAAAUGGCAAUUACUACAAAGUUGAAGUAAGUGUGGAUUGAGGAAGUAUGGUAAAGGUCAGCUUUUUAUCUGUUCCAGACCCUGUGUUCACACAAUACCCAACACCCACACACACCUCAAGCCAACAUCCACCCACACACCUGAACCCAUGACUGCUGCACACCUCUACACUAACACAUGUUAGUGUUCAUGCCAGCAUAAUAUUAUCUUGUUUUCGUGCACAGGUGUGAUUUGCCCACUCACAUUGGUCCUAAUAAAUGUCUUAACUUCACAUAUAACUUUAUGGCACCAGUUCCAUAAUUCAAUUAAUUGUAUUAUCUGACAGUGCAGUAGUAUAAACAUAGUAUAGUGCAGUAGCGGGUACAGACAUUAAUAUUGCACAUUUAUAUUAGCACUAAGUUUUUUCUCUAUCCAUCUUCAUAAGUGUUCAACCAAAAUAUGAUCUACAUUUGUUGCCUUUACAAUUUUCUGCUUGUUCAUCUAUAUUACCAUAUGUGCCAUGUCGUCACAAACACUUGUUCCCUCUUUUAACUUCCAUGAGAGGCAUAGUUGAAAAGGGCACAGAGCUGAGCCAGAUCAGGUCAUAAAACCUACAUAUCAUCUAUAUUACAGGGAAAACGUGCUAUGUCGUCACAAACAAGUUAACUAUGCCUCUCAUGGAAGUUAAAAAAGGGAACUGUUGUUGAUUAAAAAGGGCACAGAGCUGAGCCAGGUCUGUAUGUCAUAAUACCUCGCUACAGCUAACAUGGCAUCCCUCCUUGUCCCCACUCUACUGCUGUGCUACAGCUCCCUCAGUCGCUGCUCAGAGAGCAAAGAAAAUCCUCUAGAUGUCUUCGCCCCACAGGAGGUGAAAUUCCACUCCCUAGACUACAGAAAUGUCUUGCAUUGGAAGCAACAUGCCAACUCUACCAACGACCAACAAUACUUUGUCCAGUGGAAAGUAUAUGGGGAGAAGCAGUGGACCAAUGCAGAGAAGUGCCAUGGCAUCAGCCGGCUGCUCUGUGACCUGAGCCAGGAGAUGUCCGACCCCAGAGAAUGGUACUACGCCAGGGUCCACGCAGCCCACUCAGGGACCCAGUCACCAUGGGUCCUAACCGCCAGAUUCAACCCCAAGUGGGAGACCUCUGUCAGCCCACCGACUAUGAAACUUCAUGUGAUGGAGAAAGGCAUUGUGGUCCGGCUCAAGCCUCCACGCUCUCCCCACAGGAGAUCUAAUGGCAGCUGGAUCAGUGUGAGGAGGCUGCAAAGAAUGUCAUAUACAAUACACCUCAUGCACAAUGAUGUUGAGGAGGAAACAUUUGAAAUGGAGGGCUGUGCCAAAAAGCUCCUGAUCUCAGAUCUGAGCCCCGGGACCACCUACUGCCUGACGGCCGAGAGUCGCUUGCACCUGCUGGACCGCAGAAGCACCCGGAGCCCUAGGGCCUGCAUCACCACACUGUGAAAAUGUAGCCCUGGAUUUCUCUGCCAAACCGGAAACUCAACAUGAUACUGUGACAAUCAAACCGCUCCGGAAGUAUACACUGAUGUAUUCACUAUUACCUUAGGUACUGCACAGAGAUGCACUUUAGGAUCCUUCACAUUUCUUUCAUUAAAUGCUUUGUUGACAAAUGUUGUAUGUAAAACUAUGAGUAGACACCAAACAAUGAAAAUGUGUGUUAUGUAAUCAAUCUUUUUUUUAACCAAAAACUAAAAACUUUGGUAGGCCAAAAUAAACCACUUGCCUCCUGUUGCAUAAUAAAUGGAAAGGGGAUACCUAGUCAGUUGCACAACUGAAUGCAUUCAACCGAAAUGUGUCUUACGCAUUUAACCUAACCCCUCUGAGUCAGAGAGGUGUGGGGAGGGCUGCCUUAAUCGACGUCCACGGGAGCAGUUGUUGUUGGGGGUUAACUGCCUUGCUCAAGGGCAGAACGGUAGAUUUGUCUACCUUGCUGUCUCCGGGAUUUGAAUCAGCAACCUGGCCCAACGCUCUUAACCGCUAGGCUACCUGCCGCCUCACUAGGCUAGUAGGCAGAUAUUGAUAAAGCACAAUCAUUCCUAUCCUUGUUUAGUUGGUGCUUGUGUAGUUGGGGUGGUGUUGCACUGUAAGAUAUAUGUGAAGGAGCUCUGCUGUUGAUCUGCAGUCUCUGUGUGUUGACGAGGGACAAAACAACCUACCAUCUCCCAUAGAAUUACUAAUGCUGCAUUUACACAGGCAGCCCAAUUCUGAUCUUUUUUUCACUAAUUGGUCUUUUGAUCAAUCAGAUC